Babesia ovata is the source of this 543-nucleotide messenger RNA. Its product is annotated as NAD-specific glutamate dehydrogenase, putative. NCBI's taxonomy places the organism in Eukaryota, Apicomplexa, Aconoidasida, Piroplasmida, Babesiidae. The transcript is spliced from 2 exons. The coding region runs from base 1 to 543 and encodes 180 amino acids. The record is from RefSeq and is a predicted model, not a curated record.
AUGGUCUUUCCGUCGUUCUUCUCGAGGCCGAACGCCAAAGCGGCAGCGGCCGGCGAUUUUACCAGCGUCCUUCGUCGCCUGCCUCUGCGAGUCGUUGAAGUACGCGGGGACGGUGAUGACGGCCUUGCCGACCUUCCUGCCCAGGUGCGCCUCGGCCGUUUCCUUCAUCUUCGACAGGAUGCAGGCGCCGAUUUGGCUGGGCGAGUACUGCUUGCCCUGGGCUUCGAUCCACGCAUCGCCGUUCGACGCGCGUACGAUCUUGUAGGGGAGGGUCUUCUGCUCCUUCUUGGUGACAUCGUCGUCGAAUCUACGUCCGAUGAACCGCUUGGUCGCAAACACGGUGUUCUCCGGGUUGGUGACGGCCUGGCGCUUGGCGACGACGCCCACAAGGCGCUGCCCGUCGUCGGUGAAGGCCACCACCGAGGGCGUGGUCCUCAUUCCCUCGGAGUUCUCGAUGACCUUAGGGUGCGAGCCCUCCAUCACCGCGACACAGCUGUUUGUCGUACCCAGGUCGAUACCGACGACGUCGCCCUGCACCUUUGA